AUGCAAUCCCUGACGUGGCACGGUGGAUCAGUUCCGGUCCAGUACAUGGAUGACGGAACGGACAGCGGAUGUGAUCUUGAAUCGUCAGUCUUCUUGGAGGAACACGCAAUACGACGAACAAUAAUCUAUUCCGGUAGAAAUUCCAAACAUUCUAGCAGUGAUGAUCAUUCUCCUCCGACGGAACUGUCCACGGACCACUCAUCCCCGGGGGUACUUAAGAUUUUUGGGGGCACUAUCGUCCCUGGUGUGGAGUACAAAAGUGUACUUGCUUCGUGUCGAUCCACGGCACCGGAGCUAGUGAAGCAGGCGCUAGAAAGGUACGGUCUGUCUUCCACGUUACACGAUGAAUAUGUGCUGUGUGAUGUAGUCGGACGGGCCAACGCCGGAAGUACUCACGGACAGGUUACUAACAAUAAGAUCAAACAAGCGCCAAGGUGGAAGAGGAUGUGUACCAGGAUAUUAUCUGAUAAAGACAGACCACUGUUUCUGCAAAAGUUUUGGCGGCCAUCUGAAGGAUUUUGCCGAAGAUACGAACUUCGUAGGAAAAUGGAAGUGAUUGAUUCAAUGGGCGACGAUGAUACGUAUGGAUUAAAUGAAAAUGCUAGAAAAAUAUCUUUUUCUAAGCUGAGGCCUGGUGCAAUACCUUUCUUUGUUCCUUGGACGCAAAGCGUGGAUAAAUUUAGAGAUGAUUUCGACUUAGAGGGAAGUUCAUCGUCGAAUUCGUGGACAUGCAAUAACAACAACCAGAAAAAUCUGAUGAGAAGUGUGAGUUUUGAUUUAAAGGGACACCGAACAGACAUCUCCCUUCCAAACAAGAACAGCGCGGAUCACAUCCUCGCUCCUAUCUCCCGACCCUUUCUCUUGACCCUUCGGGGCUAUGAUGUUAACAAAGACUCACUUUUCUACAUCUUGGAGGGUAAGACGACACUGAUAUGUUGUCCCGACGGUUCUGUGGUAAACAAGCCUUGUGUGACCCUAUCUGCGCCCGACAUUCAUCCCCAGCACUGCCAUGUACACCUUCGACGCUCUUCCUAUUCACACCAAUCAGGAUCUCUACAUCACAACUAUUGUCUUGAAGUAGAAUGUAAUUUGACUUCUAACAUACGAGUGAAUGGUUCAGCAGUGAUUAGUAAGGAGACACUCCAGGCAGGAGACAUCUUGUCGAUUGGUAAUUAUUACGUGUUUCUUUUUAAAGACUUCACGGCAGGGAAUGACAUACCAUCAGAACUUCCGUGGAUUACACUAUCGUCUGAUGACAUUGUCAGCGACAGUGUGCGAGGGAAACAAAACAAUACGAAGCGCCAUCAGAAUAUCGUCCAUGUACCUCCCCUUAUGCUUGGCUCUACCACUGACGACAAUAUAUCAGUGGCUACUAUGGAGUCACAAGGGACAGAAGUCCAGCGAGAAAAGUUUCGAUUUGCGUAUUCGCGUGAGAAAGAAGAUGAACUUGUCAAUGCCAUCGGUGCUGUGAUACGUCUCGACCAGACAAACUUUGCUCUCGCACCUGCCUACUUGUAUAGUAUGUGCAUCCAAUUCUCCUGUGUCCGGUUCGAUCCUUUUCAAAUACGAAACCUGCUGCUGAGAAUCCUGGCGGCUGUGAGGGAAAGCGCCGCGGAUAUAUCAAAAGCAUUGAAAGGAAACAAAUUCAACAGCGGGCUUGUACGAAGCAGGCGCCAUCCAUCCGUCGGUGAAGAUUACCUACGGGAGAUGCUCCAGUGGAUUUCCAACUGUGUUCAACUUAUCCUGUACCUGAGGGCAGACAACUUCCGGCUCCCCAGAACCAGUGUUACCCGUGGCAGUCCCCUUGACAACGAAGUCCAUUCGGCAUUCCGUGACCUUGCGACAGGACUAGAGGAGAUAGUCGUGUUCUGCUUUCAACAGUCCAUUUAUACGAUUACCAAGGCUUUGUAUCUAUUACUUCCGGUAUUAUUGGAUGGAAACCCUUUCACAGAGGAUGGUGGUAGCAGACACGGUGUUGGUAAAGUUAUCGCCAUCUUGGACAGUGUAGCCGGGUUAGUCGUCUCGUUGCGCCUGCACAAUGACGUCAUCAAACAACUCUAUAUGUACAUAUUCUUUUUCUGUAGUACGUCUGUGUUCAACCGCCUCUUCCUUAAAGAUGCAGCAGAGCAAUACUAUUGCUGGACAGCAGGAGUGCGCAUCAAAGCUAAUCUCGGUAAGAUCGAGGAGUGGGCGGUCAGGAACAAUUUGGAUGAAGAAUUUGAACAGCUUUUCGAGCGUUUGUUAACGAUAGCGGAAUUCCUGUCAACAUCCAAAACUUUACUUGAAAAGUAUGAUUGGCUCACGAUCAAGAAGCAAUUCCAUCCACUAAAUGAAGCUCAGCUGUAUCGCCUUCUCUCCGGUUACCAUGCCGACAGGCACACUAUGGCGGACAACUGGCACCCUUCACCAGAAGACGUAGAACUCGCUCUUCGGGAAGACGAAGUGAUGCUGGACUUGUCAGGUCAUCCUGCAUUCCUGCUUCCCACAGAAGGAUGCGACAUCGAUCUGAUGCAUCCUCCAGAUGCUGGACAUUUCUGGGCUCUCUUCAAACAACUGUAUUCCCAGUAUGGCUUGUCAGAAGAUGAGAGUGACAUUGGUCUUAGUCCCGGAAAUACACCACGAUUCACUGGCAAUUUCCCGAAGGUUGAGCUACAGAAAUCCUUCUUCUGUCAGAUUUCCUCUUCCAGAUCCCGUACUAUGUCCCCUAACCGUAAGGUCCAGUUUGUUGCUGACACCGAUAGCAGUACACAAUCAACUCCAAGAGGGCAAAAAUCAAACAAUGACAUCAAGUCUGGACGAUCGUCUACUGGGUCAAAGGAAGUCACAAAAACUACCGCACCAGUAAAGCCAAAACGAAACCUGCUCAAAUCAAAUCUGAAAGACUCGCCGGAUAAAAGACUCGACAUGCUAAUUAAUAAAACAGUGUCUCCUUCUGUGACUAGUGGUGACGUCACAGACCGUUCUGAGCCAGAAUCUGUUGCCAUGGAUACAAGUAUAAGUCCUGUUGCCAUGGCUAGCAGUCACGUAGAAUUGGCUGAAAAAACUGAUGUAAAAUCUGAAGGCACAGAUUCUACGCUGAACGCGAAUUCAAGUAGAAUUUCAUCCCCUCCGCCAGUGCCACCACGGCAGCCAAUGAACGAGGAGACUGGUACAAAGCCAUCGCGUCGCCGAGUUCAAAGGUCUGUUAGUGACAGAUUGGAAACAUCGGAUAUAGAUCACGGGUCAAUGAUUGACAAUGUACACGGAUCCGAUUUAAAUAGGAGACGAUAUCACACGGAGGACGAGGAGGAUAAAUCAUCUCUCAGAGGCGGGUACCAUACGGACGGUGAACAAGACCGAACUUCGGUUAGAAGCGGUUACCAUACAGACGGUGAACAAGACCGAACCUCUGUCCGAAGCGGGUACCAUACGGACGGUGAACUUGGGCUUGAUAGAAAUGGGAAUGAUCAGGAAGACAACUUCUGUUCCAAAGACGUGCUGCUGUCUGUCAAUAAGCAAAUUUUGGAGGCCCACAAGCAACACUCAGAACAAGUCCUUCCCAGUGUACAGCCACGCUCUCCAACCAAUAUAAACAUCGAGGAGCAGUUCGACAUGUCUACAUCAUCCCGUCUCUCCAGUAACCCUGUGUUCUCGGUCAGUGUCCGGAAGGGUAACCAGGGUCUAGGUCUGGGUCUCAUUGAUGGUUUGUACACUCCACUGCGAUUAGCUGGUAUCUAUAUCAGAAAGGUACUUCCGGAUAGCCCAGCAGCUCUGAGUGGAAGUCUACAUGUAGGCGAUCGACUUCUCUGUGUAAACGGCAAAAGUAUCGUGGGAGCGGACUAUCAAAGUGCAAUGCGUUUAAUAAAGGCUUCUAGUGAAAAUCUUACGUUAUUGGUGGCCAAAGGAAACAGAUCAAUAGCUGGGAAAAUUGCAUCUACGAAUUGCUGAAUGUCACUAUACUUGGAUUAACAGAGACAAGAAAA
Molecule: messenger RNA, 3962 nt
Organism: Ylistrum balloti
Lineage: Eukaryota; Metazoa; Mollusca; Bivalvia; Pectinida; Pectinidae
Product: ras-associating and dilute domain-containing protein-like
Exons: 12
Coding region: 1-3927 (1308 amino acids)
Biological process (GO): signal transduction
Molecular function (GO): GTPase binding
Source: RefSeq, a predicted model, not a curated record